AACCAACCCCCCCCCCCUACAUCACCGUUAUGGCUUGUGCCCCGCGCAUGUUUGGAUUUGCAGCCGCAGCAGCAUAAUCCUCCGCUGAAGGGAGUUGCGGACGCAGCAGCCCGGAGACAGUGAGAGACAGUGAGAGACAGUGAGAGACAGGGUGAGAGAGAGACCCAGCGGACAGCAGCAGCGGAGGGAGGGAAGCAGCAGGGAGGAGCAGCAACAGCAGCAGCGGCGGCAGAGUGAUCCACCUGUCACAGAGUGAAAGGGGCCCCCCGCCUGAUCCGUCUGCCUGCAGGGGGGACCCCGCGUGGCCGGGCAGCACCAGGGACUAUGCAGCUGGGACUGGUGGCUCUGGUGAUGGUCUUUCUUGGAUCCAUGGGUCACAGCGACAGCGGCCUCAAGCUCUCCAAGGGACGGAGGCAGAGACGGAGUGAGUUACCAAAUCCCUUCCUCUCUUUCACUCUCUCUUUCUCUGGUUUCCAUGCAGUACAUUUCUUAUAAACACAACGGCCGCAGUAAAGAUGACAUGUUGUUUAUUUUUCUUCAUCCUCAUUAUUUGGUUUGCCAAGAUGGAUUAUGGUAGCUUCACAGUUUCCUUUGAAUGACCCUCUUUUCUUCCUCUUUUUAUGAUUACGCCUCUCUGGGUUUAUGUUGAGCUUUUAUGGGUAUUAAGAAUGUUUAUAGUCGGGUUUUAGGCGGAUUCACCCUGGGUUUACGGCUAGAGCUUCAUCACCACAGUUCUCUCCAUGCUUGCCUCUGAGGUACUGAGUGGAACAACUCUCUGACACUUCAGCUCAUGGUUGUUGUUGCAUUGUUUGGUUUUCAAGCAGUUUUAUAAACACUUUUCUGACCUCAUGCACCCACAAAGACAGAGCUUACUCUCAGCCUCAGUGUCUGCCCUCAGAGCGGGGUGAAUCUCAGGGCAAGGCGUUAUCACUGGUUUUAAUAUAAUGCCUUUUCCCUCAGAAGAGCUUUUAGAGGAUACCAGCCUUUGCCCCCCUACACCCCCACCUCAGAAAACAUCCAAGCAGUCAGGAGAGGUCAGAAUUUUAUUGAGCUUGGCUUUGGUAAAUAGAGGUUGGCUUCGGCAUGGCAAUAGAUGUCCAGAGGAAAGGCUACAGGCUUAUCAGAUGGGUCUUGUUUGAAUUUUAGUAUGUAUUUUCAUUACACAAUAAAUACAUAUUUCUGAUGAGCAAAGUGUGUUUUACUAUACCGUAAAAGACGAGUUGGCAAUGACCUAUGACUCGUGUCAAUUAUCAUGUAAUAGCUUUAUCCCAGGUGAACAGUGUUCCCCCUGAAUUUUGAAGCGAUUUUUCAAGUUUCUUUUGUGGGUUAUGUACAAUAUACUAGAGCGCCCUCAAUAGAGACUGAGGCACAAAGUGAGAUUUACAUGGCAUGGAACCUUCAGUUGGUUUAACCCACAGACUAUGUUACCCACUGCUGUUGGCUGGCAGUGAGUGGGGGGUAGAUAAUCAUGUUGUUGAAGUGUAGGAUUUAGUGUAAUUCAUCUUGUAGGAGUUAGGCUCAGGGAAACAGGUGCUCAAACUUUGCCAUGCGCAACAGCCUUUAUAUGUUAGGACCGAAGCUGUUUAUAGACUAGAAAUGAUAAAUUGUCAUAUCUGCAUUGAAUUUACAGAACAUAUUUUCAUCACAUCAUCUCUGUAUGUUUUGUGCCAGUCUUUCCUGGUUGACAACAUCUCAUCCAGAGGAGUAAUAUUGCCUCUCCCGCUCUACUACAUUACCUCCAUCAGCAGGGUCAAAAACUGUCCCAACAUACAUGGCAUUCCAUUCCCAGACAACACUGUCACAACCGAAAACACUUUACACCCCCUCAACUUUGGUUAGCUAUUACAUGGUGUGAUUUACUUGUAUCAUUAUUAAAGUGUUAAGAGUCUGGCUGUAUAACAGCUACAGUGGCUUGCGAAAGUAUUCACCCCUCUUAGUCCUAUUUUGUUGCCGCACAACCUGGAAUUAAAAUGGAUUUUUUGGGGGGUUUGUAUCAUUUAAUUUACACAACAUGCCUACCACUUUGAAGAUGCACAUUUUUUUAUUGUGAAACAAACAAGAAAUAAGACAAAAAAAACAGAACUUGAGCGUGCAUAACUAUUCACCCCCCCAAUGUCAAUACUUUAUAGAGCCACCUUUUGCAGCAAUUACAGCUGCAAGUCUCUUGGAGUAUGUCUCUAUAAGCUUGGCACAUCUAGCCACUGGGAUUUUUGCCCAUUCUUCAAGGCAAAACUGCUCCAGCACCUUCAAGUUGGAUGGGUUCCGCUGGUGUACAGCAAUCUUUAAGUCAUACCACAGAUUCUCAAUUGGAUUGAGGUCUGGGCUUUGACUAGGUCAUUCCAAGACAUUUAAAUGUUUCCCCUUAAACCACUCAAGUGUUGCUUUAGCAGUUUGCUUAGGGUCAUUGUCCUGCUGGAAGGUGAACCUCCGUCCCAGUCUCAAAUCUCUGGAAGACUGAAACAGGUUUCCCUCAAGAAUUUCCCUGUAUUUAGCGCCAUCCAUCAUUCCUUCAAUUCUAACCAGUUUCCCAGUCCCUGCCGAGGAAAAACAUCCCCACAGCAUGAUGCUGCCACCACCAUGCUUCACUGUGGGGAUGGUGUUCUCGGGGUGAUGAGAGGUGUUUGGUUUGCGCCAGACAUAGCGUUUUCCUUGAUGGCCAAAAAACUCAAUUUUAGUCUCAUCUGACCAGAGUACCUUCUUCCAUAUGUUUGGGGAGUCUCCCACAUGCCUUUUGGCGAACACCAAACAUGUUUGCUUAUUUUUUUCUUUAAGCAAUGGCUUUUUUCUGGCCACUCUUCCGUAAAGCCCAGCUCUGUGGAGUGUACGACUUAAAGUGGUUGCACCAGAUCUUAUUUAGGGGCUUCAUAGCAAAGGGGGUGAAUACACAUGCACGCACCACUUUUCCGUUAUUUUUGUUAAGAUUUUUUAAAAACAAGUUAUUUUUUUCAUUUCACUUCACCAAUUUGGACUAUAUUGUGUAUGUUCCUUACAUGAAAUCCAAAUAAAAUCAAUUUAAAUUACAGGUUGUAAUGCAACAAAAUAGGAAAAACGUCAAGGGGGAUGAAUACUUUUGCAAGGCACUGUACUUUGGCUGCAUCCCCAUGCGAGGUUACCAUGACUCAGGCAUGGCGUAAUCGAUUUGUGGGUGAAAUUUUUUAAAGCUUUUACCAUCCCAACUUAUCUCUGGGAGACAGGGUUGGCAGAUUGAUUACAGUGUGAGUGUGUAUAUAUUUAGAUGCUGAUACCUCAUAGGCCUGUAAAUCAACCGUGAUGACCGCCAUUUUGGCACCAAAUGGCCCCUAGAAACAGGAUGUGCAUAUUGACACGCUUUCCAAGCAAUCAUUUAAAUUACUGGCUGCAGUAGAGCAGAGUCUCCGAGUUCUAGCCUUUUUGGAAGAUGAGGGAAUAGGGAUAUCAAGUAUGAUCAUGGGCUUAUAUGUGGAUGAGACCCAAAUGCAGAUGGGGUGCUUUGAGACAGUUUUGUGGCUUAGUUAGAUUCUUAGAUUGUUAUAUUCAGUUUCGUGGGCGGAUGGUUAAAACACCAAAAGACAUUCGGCUCUGUAUAGAAGUGUUGGGAAGAGACAACGCAUUUGUGCACAUUUCCCUUUUUGGCCGGCAUGCUUGUGUAAUUGGCGAAAUCCCGAUGGCUGAGUCGCUCUUCGUUGACCCCAGGGGGGCCCCUGCUGUGUGAUGUCAUGGCAUGAUGUGGAAUCGAUCAUCGCAGGAUGUCAGUCCCAAACACCCGGGCUUCUCCAACUAAAAUCUGUUUAGGAUCUCCGGCGAGCAGUUUCAAGUAAACAGUGAGAAAACUGUUCAAACAAAGAUGUUUGGCAUGGCCCCUGGUUUGAUUAGCUGCAACAUGAACUACUGCCAGGAUUAUGGCUAUGUGGUGCAAAAAUAGACAAGGGCCAUGUCCUCACUGAUACUGCCAGUGUUGAAUCUAGUGUUUGUAUCCAACAGAUAAAUACUUCUCUUUAUUCACUUAAUUUCUCUAUAAACUUGAUAUCAGGCUGAAGAUGUAUUUACUUUGUGGUAACCGGACCAUAUAUGCUGGUUUUUAAUGACUGUUCUCUUUCUCCUUCUCUUUCUCUCUUUCCCCUUAUCUUUCCACAGUUAGCACUGAGGGGCCACCAUCUUGCUCGAAUGGCUGUGAGCGAUGUUCCGAAUACAAUGGCUGUAUAAAAUGUAAGCCCAAACUCUUCAUUCUCCUGGAGCGCAACGACAUCCGCCAGAUAGGCGUGUGCCUCGCCUCGUGCCCACAGGGAUACUUCGGCAUGCGGACUCCCGAUACCAACAGAUGCAUCCGUGAGUUUGGAUUCUUGGACUUCAUUGUUUGUUUUUUAAAUGCAUUGUGUCAUAAGUAGGGUGAGGAGUUCUUCGUGACUAUGAUGUGAACUGACCAGGAAAGCCCCAGUAAGAAGGUUUUCUAUAUUUGUAUUGACAUUUUUCUGUGUUGGACAAAACAAACCACAUUCAAUGAUAUUCAAGAUAUUCCGCAGUACAACAUGGAAAUCAUCACAAUGUGUCACCAUAAUAGUAAACACACAAUGGGCACUAAUGUGGUCCAGUGGUAAGUGAGGUGUAAUGGCCACUUUGAACUGCUGUGCCAUGUGUGGAAGGAGCUGUCUUCACCACAUGACCACAGUCACAGCAAUGACAUGCAACACAACAACACACUCAUAAAGACCAGCAAAUAGUAUCUGUCAAGCUGGAGAUGGGCCUUGAACUGAGACAUGGCAGGAGCAUUAUUGUUCUGUUGCAGUAACGUUCAGACAGUUUAAAGGUAGACUCAGCGGUAUGACAUACAGUGGGGAGAACAAGUAUUUGAUACACUGCCGAUUUUGCAGGUUUUCCUACUUACAAAGCAUGUAGAGGUCUGUAAUUUUUAUCAAAGGUACACUUCAACUGUGAGAGGCGGAAUCUAAAACAAAAAUCCAGAAAAUCACAUUGUAUGAUUUUUAAAUAAUUAAUUUGCAUUUUAUUGCAUGACAUAAGUAUUUGAUCACCUACCAACCAGUAAGAAUUCCGGCUCUCACAGACCUGUUAGUUUUUCUUUAAGAAGCCCUCCUGUUCUCCACUCAUUACCUGUAUUAACUGCACCUGUUUGAACUCGUUUUCCUGUAUAAAAGACACCUGUCCACACACUCAAUCAAACAGAAUCCAACCUCUCCACAAUGGCCAAGACCAGAGAGCUGUGUAGGGACAUCAGGGAUACAAUUGUAGACCUGCACAAGGCUGGGAUGGGCUACAGGACAAUAGGCAAGCAGCUUGGUGAGAAGGCAACAACUGUUGGCGCAAUUAUUCGAAAAUGGAAGAAGUUCAAGAUGACGGUCAAUCACCCUCGGUCUGGGGCUCCAUGCAAGAUCUCACCUCGUGGGGAAUCAAUGAUCAUGAGGAAGGUGAGGGAUCAGCCCAGAACUACACGGCAGGACCUGGUCAAUGACCUGAAGAGAGCUGAACCACAGUCUCAAAGAAAACCAUUAGUAACACACUACGCCGUCAUGGAUUAAAAUCCUGCAGCGCACGCAAGGUCCCCCUGCUCAAGCCAGCGCAUGUCCAGGCCCGUCUGAAGUUUGCCAAUGACCAUCUGGAUGAUCCAGAGGAGGAAUGGAAGAAGGUUGUGUGGUCUGAUGAGACAGAAAUAGAGCUUUUUGGUCUAAACUCCACCCGCCGUGUUUGGAGGAAGAAGAAGGAUGAGUACAACCCCAAGAACACCAUCACAACCGUGAAGCAUGGAGGUGGAAACAUCAUUCUUUGGGGAUGCUUUUCUGCAAAGGGGACAGGACGACUGCACCGUAUUGAGGGGAGGAUGGAUGGGGCCAUGUAUCGCAAGAUCUUGGCCAACAACCUCCUUCCCUCAGUAAGAGCAUUGAAGAUGGGUCGUGGCUGGGUCUUCCAGCAUGACAACGACCCAAAAUACACAGCUAGGGCAACUAAGGAGUGGCUCCGUAAGAAGCAUCUCAAGGUCCUGGAGUGGCCUAGCCAGUCUCCAGACCUGAACCCAAUAGAAAAUCUUUGGAGGGAGCUGAAAGUCCGUAUUGCCCAGCGACAGCCCCAAAACCUGAAGGAUCUGGAGAAGGUCUGUAUGGAGGAGUGGGCCAAAAUCCCUGCUGCAGUGUGUGCAAACCUGGUCAAGACCUACAGGAAACGUAUGAUCUCUGUAAUUGCAAACAAAGGUUUCUGUACCAAAUAUUAAGUUCUGCUUUUCUGAUGUAUCAAAUACUUAUGUCACGCAAUAAAAUGCAAAUUAAUUACUUAAAAAUCAUACAAUGUGAUUUUCUGGAUUUUUGUUUUAGAUUCCGUCUCUCACAGUUGAAGUGUACCUUUUGAUAAAAAGUACAGACCUCUACAUGCUUUGUAAGUAGGAAAACCUGCAAAAUCGGCAGUGUAUCAAAUACUUGUUCUCCCCACUGUAGAUGCAGAAAGUAAACAGCAAAGUGGGUAAAUUUCUGCAACAACUAAGAGCGUUGAAUCAUGAGGCUCAACCUCUGCUGUUUUGGUGGCCUGGCUACCAUGCUGUGAACAGCGUGAAGCGAACCCGUGCACAUGCGCAGAUACUGUGUGUGACUGUGUGAGAGCGAUCAUCAUCUCAAUAUCUGCAGUGCUGCUCAUGGUCAUUUUGCUGAGUCUGCCUUUAAAGACCAACUGAACCAAAAAAGGACCUUAAAUAAUAAAUAAUAAAUAAUAUGCCAUUUAGCAGACGCUUUUAUCCAAAGCGACUUAGUCAUGCGUGCAUACAUUUUUGACACCUUCUAGUGUCAAAAUUGACUACAAAGUGUAAAUAGGAUAAUUUUGGUCAUAAAGUCAGUCUCGACCAAUACAGAGAUUUGCGAGAUGAUUAGGGGAAAAAAUGUAUGUCACGGAAUUAAGCUGUAAUUCCCAUGGUAAAUUUGGUUUGACUUUGGAUAUCCCUAUCAGUAAAUUACACAAUGUAUUUUGAACAUUUCAAUAGCUCGAAAUGUCAAUGACUUAAAAACCUCAAACCGACUUUAAAUUGUAGAAAUUCAUAUACAAAUAUUGAAAACAUUUAAUGAGAACUAAAAGUUGUGCAACAUGAAAAUAUUGUCCCAUUUACAUUGUGUAAUUUAUUGAUGAUCCCUAACUAGCCCAUGACAUAGACUAUCCAGUCAAACCACUUUUUCAACGGUCGCACACCAGCCGGCUGAAGCUAAUUGGCGAAAGAAGUUGGCUAGCACUAGCUAGCCUAGGCUAAUUCCAGACACAAGACCUGGUUAGACUGUUUCAAGUUAUCUAGAAGGGUGAGUGACUGUAACUGUGUACUGUUUUGAUAGAGUAAAUGUACUAACACACACCCACAUUAAACCACACCCACAAGACAACUCUCGUUUGGCUUCAGUCAUGGCAGCUGCAUUUCUUAAUGAGCAAGCUGAAAAACUGAGAACAAAUCAGUAAGUCCAGCCCCCCUUUAAGUGGUGUGGGGUGAAAGAGGGUGGAAUAGGGUUGGUAUACAUGUGUAAUGUUUACAAAACUCCCCCAUGCUGGUUCUGGUGGCACAAACACCUUUUUUCUGAACCAGGUGUGCCAAGAGCCUGGCUCGUGGUCAGUUUUCUCUUACUUGUGGGUGGAAAACAGGAAUGGAAGAAACUCCAAACAAAAACAUUUCUAAUGCACUGUUGUUUGUCUGUUUUUUCAAGGAUGUCUAUGUUUUUAUUUGGCUCGCUAGCCAGGGGUUCAUGCCAGUUCACAGUCCAUAUUUGUUGAGUUUUACCAUUUAUGUAUCAAAACAUCCAUAAAAAAAAAAAAAGUAAAUUAAUAUUUUCUGGACACAACUGAGUUAUUCAUUUUGUAAGUUCCCCUGUGAAUCAUACAACUAAACUUGGCUCUCCAAUGGUAAAUUAUAUCAACUUCUCAUUUUUGAGGAAAGUGCGUAUGAUGAAAGGCAAUUAGAGCGCAAGGCAGCUUGUAGUCAUUAUAUUCUGUUACAGGAAGAACAUGCAGGCUGUUUUGGUGUAUGCAAGUUGUUGUUUUGUUAGAUAUGCUGUUGCAACAUCAUUUAAUACCAGAUGUCUGUAAUGUUUUUUUCAUAAGGUACAUGUCUUUUGAAAACAGAAUCAUAAGUCAUGUUCAUUAGUCACCAAACUGAAGAAAUCUGACUGAAAAUGGGAGGGAAUACCUGGACAUAAUAAACAUUUUAGUUUUCUGUUGCAAAACAUUUUUAAAUGUUGUCCGUUGCAUGCCCUAAUGAACAUGACCAAGAUUUGCUAGUAGUCUCGACACAAACAGUAGUGUCUUGUGGUUCUCCAUACAUACUGAAGCGUAAGAAGCACUUAUUGAUUUCUUUUGAACAGUGUUUCCCUACUGCUUAACCCCGGUAUUUUAUAGCCCUUAUAUUGAGAGGAAGAUGAGAUAGCAUACAGAUUUACACAGCUCCGCCUGGAGGAGUUGUAAAUGUCCAAAUGCCUUCGCAGCAGAGAAGCUUAUUGUCAAUCUGCAGAAGAAGUUUGGGGUUGGAAUAAGUGGGGCUGGUAUGUGUGAUACUCCUCAUUCCAGCAACAUGGACUGAUUAUAGGGGCCUGUUCAAUAAAACAAGAGUUAUUACCCCACAUAGCGUUGUUUACACAUGUAGCUACCUGAAAUCACAUUACAAGAUACAGCAUGAGGAUCCUCCUGAAUAUAUUGGCCUCAGUGCAACUUUGUAAUAUAAUGCAACAUUGAGCAUACUUCAAGACAUGUAUAGUGAACUACAGUAUUUGAAAUAGCCUGACAAACAUUUGUACAUGUACUGUAUGUGAACAUAAACACAGGGCCAUAACCUCAGAGCAUGUCUGUUUGCUAGGUACUCAGGAAGAAGGUUUGGGAGAAGAGUCCAAUUUGGAUAAAAACAACAACAGUUUUGUCUCACUCUAAUCCCCACAUUUUUGUUAAUGUUUUACUGUCACUUGAAAUUAACUUUACCUUAGCCGUUAUUGUUUCAAUGUUGUCCACUGCAUCCUGAAAGGCUGCUGUGCAUGCUGGUUAGUCUCCUCCACCUCCUCCUCAAGCCUCUCCGUGGCUAACCUGCUGUUAUUAUCCAGUCAGCCGCUUCCAUUUAGGACAUAUCGAAAUCCCCAAGAUGUCUUGUUAGCAACAUUUGUUUUACAUUAGGGCUACAUUUGUAAAAGUAUUUGCUCCAAACAUCACUAACGUCAAAUUUAGCUGUCAAGAGUUUAAAGUAAUAAUUGAGGUUAGGGCAUUAAAAUCCCAACAAGGAUUCUUCCCUUUAGCUCGUUUCCAACUCCUGGCAAGACUCCAGCCGACUAGACAUUCUUUAUUUUAGUUGUUUAUGGGAAAGGUGUCUAGUGUUUUGUGACUGGAUUUUCACAGAUAUUCCAACCCAGAGAUGUAAGGAUUACAUCUUUGACCUUCGCUUAGCGUGCCUCUGUUUCUACACUCUGGUUUUGGCAGAGAAAGUGUUAGCAUUUCAGAAUAAGGUAAUGAUGGUAAUGAAAAUGGGGGGGCUAGGAGAAGGGUUGGGAUGAGAAAAGGGGGUUAUUGGUAGUCCUCUAAGGUGUCUGUUUUUCAUUCUCCCGCGCCCAUAAUUACCCCCAAUUUAAAGUAGUUGUUUGUUUGACUGGAGAAGCUGAGUUUGUAACGAGACAAAGGUGCGUGGAGAACUCUGGAAAUCCGCUGACGUGCUCUCUACUCUUGGCCCGUACCCGGCCACCCGCUUUCCAAAAAAUAUAGCCGUGGUAUGCAUAUGCUUUUAAGUCAUGGGUGUUAUUCAUGCAAUAUCCCCCCGAAGAGUCUCUCCCCAUUGUUUUAUCACUAAUAAAUCUCUCAUAGGAAAUAAAAAUCAGGCAACAUUCUUGUCCUCCCCCGAGGAGAAGAGGAUCCUUUAGUGCAGCAGAAAUGCUUCACAUUUUUUAAAACAUACUUUGCUGUUUUUGUAUAGUAAUACUGUAUUAUUCUGUAUUAACACUGAAGCUUGAAGCCAGAACAAUGAACAGUGAUGUGUUAUGCUGUCUGUUAAUGCAAACUGUACAUGUAUACUAUGUUAACACAAUGAAUAUGAACUAAACUAAGUAUGCUUUGAUUUUCUCAUUCUCUCCUCUGUUUGACUCAUGUUUCUUUUCCCCUUUUCCUUUCAGAAUGUAAAAUAGAGAAUUGUGAGGAGUGUUUCAAUCGAAAUUUUUGCACAAAAUGCAAGGAGGGUUUAUAUUCACACAGAGGGCGAUGUUACCCCAGCUGCCCUGAAGGCCUCAGCACCACCAACGGGACCAUGGAGUGCGUAGGUGAGUGACCUCUCACCUCUGACCUCUCUUCCUUUCACUCCCUGCCACAGCUUCACUCACAGCUGACACUGAACUGGAUUAUGAAGUAUGUGUUUAAGGGCAUAUUGCCUUUUGGCACAUAUUAGCUUUUGAAUAAGAUGGCUAAAAUGUUAGUUCACAAUCUUAAUGGCUAAGAGAAUAUUACUGUACGUCCCACACUACCCAUACAUUGAGUAUUAAGCAUAUUAAGUUAAGUGUUAGGCUACCUUUCAGAAUUGAAUGGUGAUGAAUUUGAGUGGUGAGAGCCUGUCACAAAGUCUUAAAUGUUUCUCAGGUGUGGGCUGCAUAUUUGACCCCAUAACAUACCCCGUUCACCCUAACUCAUCACACAUGGUAUCCUAAAUACCCUUCAGCUAUCAGCAGCCAAGUAUGUUCUGCCUGUCAGAUUAAUAUUGCCUGCCAUAUGAGAGUUCAGAUCAAGACUUCCGUGGAGAAGAAUUCCGUGUUCUGUUGAGCUCUCCUCCUCCUCUGUUCUUUUUCUUCUUUCUCUUUCUGCUGUUUCUCAAUCACCAGCGAGCGAGCUGAACUUCGGAGGGAGGGCUGCUGGAUGAUAAGGAGAGUUUUAUUGAUUUCUUUUGAAGUUAUUUCUGUCACACAGCAAAUUGAGCACAAAUGGCAUUACUCUGCAAGGCUAGUGCUAGCCACCUGACUCCUCAGAGAGGAGCUCUCAACCCCCAGGUUGACAUUCUGGUAUUGCCCCUGCUCCCUUACCUUUCACCAAGCGCUCAUUCCAGCCGCUCUUAUCAUAUAUAUUCUCUAAUUUCCGUCAUUGUUUUUGGCAGCAUCAAGUUUGCUUGCUUCACCCCCUCCCACCCCCCAAACGUUCACAAAAAAGUCCAAAUAUUUUCCCAAAAAAGGUUGAAAUUCUCCCCAUGAUUGAAACCAGCUCUUGACAGAUGGAGUCAUGACUUAAGCUCAACAGCAUGUUACUAGGGGUAAAACAGUUGAGGUCUCCAGAUAAACUGGACAGACUUGGUAACAUAGAGGCUUUGGGCUUGACAAGGCCAAAUUAGUGAUGUCUGAUUUGGGCAAGAUAUGUUCCUCUGCAUUACUUUCUCACUGUGAACAUGUAAGACCUGUUGAAAUCUAAAGCUUACUGGGUUUCACUUGGGGCUUGUUGCAUGUGUGUUCUAUGUGUGUGCAUCUGUUCUCCCACUUAAAAAGAUGAGAGAGGCCUGUAAUUUUCAUCAUAGGUACACGUCAACUAUGACAGACAAAUUGAGAAAAGAAAAUCCAGAAAAUCACAUUGUAGGAUUUUUAAUGAAUUUAUUUGCAAAUUAUGGUGGAAAAUAAGUAUUUGGUCACCUACAAACAAGCAAGAUUUCUGGCUCUCACAGACCUGUAACUUCUUCUUUAAGAGGCUCCUCUGUCCUCCACUCGUUACCUGUAUUAAUGGCACCUGUUUGAACUUGUUAUCAGUAUAAAAGACACCUGUCCACAACCUCAAACAGUCACACUCCAAACUCCACUAUAGCCAAGACCAAAGAGCUGUCAAAGGACACCAGAAACAAAAUUGUAGACCUGCACCAGGCUGGGAUGACUGAAUCUGCAAUAGGUAAGCAGCUUGGUUUGAAGAAAUCAACUGUGGGAGCAAUUAUUAGGAAAUGGAAGACAUACAAGACCACUGAUAAUCUCCCUCGAUCUGGGGCUCCACGCAAGAUCUCACCCCGUGGGGUCAAAAUGAUCACAAGAACGGUGAGCAAAAAUCCCAGAACCACACGGGGGGACCUAGUGAAUGACCUGCAGAGAGCUGGGACCAAAGUAACAAAGCCUACCAUCAGUAACACACUACGCCGCCAGGGACUCAAAUCCUGCAGUGCCAGACGUGUCCCCCUGCUUAAGCCAGUACAUGUCCAGGCCCGUCUGAAGUUUGCUAGAGUGCAUCCAGAAGAGGAUUGGGAGAAUGUCAUAUGGUCAGAUGAAACCAAAAUAGAACUUUUUGGUAAAAACUCAACUCGUCGUGUUUGGAGGACAAAGAAUGCUGAGUUGCAUCCAAAGAACACCAUACCUACUGUGAAGCAUGGGAGUGAAAACAUCAUACUUUGGGGCUGUUUUUCUGCAAAGGGACCAGGACGACUGAUCCGUGUAAAGGAAAGAAUGAAUGGGGCCAUGUAUCGUGAGAUUUUGAGUGAAAACCUCCUUCCAUCAGCAAGGGCAUUGAAGAUGAAACGUGGCUGGGUCUUUCAGCAUGACAAUGAUCCCAAACACAACGCCCGGGCAACGAAGGAGUGGCUUCGUAAGAAGCAUUUCAAGGUCCUGGAGUCUCCAGAUCUCAACCCCAUAGAAAAUCUUUGGAGGGAGUUGAAAGUCCGUGUUGCCCAGCGACAGCCCCAAAACAUCACUGCUCUAGAGGAGAUCUGCAUGGAGGAAUGGGCCAAAAUACCAGCAACAGUGUGUGAAAACCUUGUGAAGACUUACAGAAAAUGUUUGACCUGUGUCAUUGCCAACAAAGGGUAUAUAACAAAGUAUUGAGAAACUUUUGUUAUUGACCAAAUACUUAUUUUCCACCAUAAUUUGCAAAUAAAUUCAUUAAAAAUCCUACAAUGUGAUUUUCUGGAUUUUUUUUCCUAAUUUUGUCUGUCAUAGUUGACGUGUACCUAUGAUGAAUAUUACAGGCCUCUCUCAUCUUUUUAAGUGGGAGAACUUGCACUUCCUCUUUUGUAUCCCUCCUGUAGAAUGUGAACUGGGCGAAUGGAGCCCAUGGGGUCCCUGUAUGAAGAAGAACAAGACUUGUGGCUUUAAGAAAGGCACACAGACCAGAGUGCAAGAGCUUCUUCAGGCCCCCAGCCCUGACACAGUCUCUGCAUCCUCCCCCCGGCCCUGUGCUCCACAGACUGAGAGACAGAAGUGCACAGUGCAGAAGACCCCAUGUGGAAAAGCAGGUAAGGACUAAAACAUACCUACAGUAGGAGAGUGGUAAUGAGAGGAAAUAGAGUGAAACAGAUAAUGAAUAUAUGGAUGGAUAAAAGACAGGAAUGAGACCGUAGAUUAAAGAUUACAAAAGAACAGUUCAACACAACUGCAGAGUCAAUAAUAUUGUGAUUAGCACUCCCUGCUCUAAAUAAGAUUUUUUUUCUAGUCAAUAUUAUAAAUGUCCAAGGCAGUACACAACACUGCCUUGGACCUCAAAAGUGUUGGUUCAGUAAGGACACUGAGGCUCUGACUGGGAACCAUGUAAACAAACAGUCCUAAAGAGCCAAACAGGCAAGGCAGAUGGGAGGGUGCUAUGCAGUGCACCGCGGUGUUGGACAACGAUUAGAGCUGGAGUUGGACUGUUUGUUUUGAAGCCCAGCGAGGCGCGAGGUUUACACGGCUCUGACAUAUUUGCUCUAGCUCUUAUCAGUCAUCUGCCAUCUUGUUUCAGAGCUGGCUAAUGUUGCUAAGCUAGCAAUCUGCCUGGUAACACUCAAUUUGAUAACAGCUUAAUCAUGCUCUCAUUAGUAGUAGUUGGUAUUGUAAGAUGGAGUUUAUUCAAGUAGUCGAGAAACCAAAAGGCCUCUCCUUUGGUCAGUAAGUUUUAAUGAACUCUGCCUUAUAAAAUAAAAUGGACCAGUCAAAACUUUAUUGACCAGCAUGGCUGGGAUGCUUAGCUUUGUGAUUGACCCAAUAAAAAGGUAGAGAAAGGUUUGGAGUCGAUUUGUUAAUGUUGAUUUGAAGUGAAAGGAGUUGUUUUGUAUGGCUUGGAUCGGCUGACAACGGUGGGCCCUAUUUGGCCGCUGUUUCUAUUUCCUAGUUUUCCCACUGUAAUUCCUGGUUUUAAUCCACGUGAAUAUUUUAUUUGGCAGCUAAUUAAUGUACAUGUUGAAUCAAAGUUGGAAGCGUCCAUUUCUUUACAAGGACUUAGUGUGCAGUAAACAAGCACUAUUCCCAAACUUUAUGAGCGGGUGGUACGCUUAUGGGAUUUCAGGGCUGAUACUAUUUUGAGUAACAGCUUUCAACAAACGUCAGUUUACCCAUUGUAAAGAAUCAAUGAAGAAUCAUGUCGGUUAUGCAAUAUGUAACAGAUGGAAUGCCUAAAAAUGCACACAGAAACAGCAUUAUACAACAUUAGAUGUAGAAAUCCUUAGAGGGAGGAUAUAUACGAGCUCUUGCUUGUAAUUCUUCAGGGAGGAGUGGGCUUGCUUCACACUGGACAGGACCAGGACAGCACUGUUUGAGAAAUAAGAGGCAAAUUUACACUGCAUGACGCCUGCAUCCUGGAAAGAAUUUCCACCAUGGAUUGAGAAGAGUGAAAUAUUAUAAACUGCCCCAUAAAAGUGUAGUGCCACAUGCCAAAUUUCUGAACUUAGCGAGCGCUGUUGUGAAAGGAGGGAAAAUGAGGGCAAGGGAUGCCGUGUUAGAACGACAGAGUGUGGUAUGUCAGGACUCAGGAGUCACCCGUAUCUUGAAGGAGAUUGAGACGUAUGAUGUGACUCCAGUUGUGACUGACAGUUUGACAUUGAGAGAUGUUAGCCAUUAGUGUCAACUUGUUUUCCUUAUUCUGGUGUCAGAAUACACUGUUGUGAAAAUGAGUAAGGCUCUCCCGUCAAGGCGCAUAACAAAUUAAUGUUCUUCUCAUGUGAAUUAACUCAUAGGCGAUGGGUAUCAUGACCUUGACUAAGCCCUUUUUCAUGUACAUAAAAAAACUUGCCAUGUGCUAAAUUAGCGUGGCCGCGAAUCCAUCUGCAAGACUUGGCCGACGGGGCCGCUGUAAAAAAACACAGGGGGCAGUGCUUGUAUAACACCAGUGAUUUACUGGUCUGCAGAUCUCACGCUUUGUGUCGAUUUGGCCACGCUCUCGCCUUUUCCUUCCUGUAGCUUUUUACAAAUGGGCCCGCAUGAAAACAGAAUUUGCUAAAUGCGUGAUUGCCUUUGUCAGGCCACAGUUGUUUAGCUUGGAUGGAGUGGAGCUGCAAUCAUGGCUGUCAUAAAUUGAUGGAGUCCCCCUCCAUUAGCGGGCUUGUCAGGGGUCUAAUUAAGACCUUACACAGUGAGAGCAUCAGCCCAGGUCCUGCUGUGCACACUCACACUAUGUAGAACGGCCCUUACUGUAACUCCAAAGGUUCACUGACUAUAGCACAUUACUCUAAACAGAAACGAAUGUCUUCCAAAUUCAAAUUGUCUCCAUUUUGUUUUCAUUAGUGGUAGAAAUGAAUCUCCCAGCAAUUGUUUAUUUACUCAAGGCAGGCAACACACGCAUACUUUACAAAGCUAGUAAUCAAGUCUUGUCAACACUCCCCUAAGAAAUGUGACACAGCCCCCAAUGUCAGGAGCCAACUGGCCAAUGGGGCCCUACAGUGACAGAUGCUUUAAUGACUUUGGCCCCUCGUGUCUCGAGAAAAGUAACAACUACUUCUAGUUAGUAGACUACUGUAUUGGGUCUGCCUCUGCCUGUUUUCUACCGAACAAAGGGAAAGAAACUGCACACCUGUGCUCCUGCCAGGUCCUCAUUAAAUAAAUGAUAGGAAUGCUUAUAAUAAUAAUAAUAAUAAUAAUAAUAAAAAUAUGGCAUUUAGCAGACGCUUUUAUCCAAAGCGACUUACAGUCAUGUGCGCAUACAUUUUUACGUAUGGGUGGUCCCGGGGAUCGAACCCACUACCCUGGCGUUACAAGCGCCAUGCUCUACCAAUUGAGCUACAGAGGACCACCUUAUUGAAACUCAUUAAUUUUCAGGGGUCUCUUUAUUCAAAAUAUGCGCCAUUAAAUACGUAAAUGUUUUCAGGUCUACUACCAAAUAGGGAUUUUCAUUGGUUUAUACCGAGAUACGUGUCUGGAGCAAAUUUGAGUAAUAUCGAGGCUUUUUGUCUUUGCGUACUUUCAAAUACACUCAAAUAAUAAACAAAUGACUUAGAAAACAAGUUAACAAAGCACGUGGUGCAGAAUGGAGGAAAUAGGCGAAGGCCUAUUACAACAAUAGUUAUAUAAUGUGUAAUAUAAUUAAAGCAAACGAACAAGAAUGCGCCAUGAGCCUCCUGUUGUCAAACAGUUAGCUAUAGCGAAUGCUGUCCAGCCCCCUUAGUGAGUGUUUUGAGUCUCUGUUUCUAAGGAACAUGGAGACUCAAUACACAAGUUCAUAGCAAACAUCCCUCAGCCUAACUGGCCAGUUUCCUCUCAUCGUGGGAGUACUCAUCAGCCCAGUAUAAACAACCACUGUCUGACACCUGACACAAACAUCCAUUCCCGUUUUUAUGUGCGUGAAAGGUUGUUCACACCCACGCCUGCGCGAACACACGAGCAAGCCACAUACACGCUAUCAUUAGAGCUGCAACAUGUUAACCUCAUUGUGGUGUAGUGGCGUAGCACAAUUUACAUCAACAAUGUCAAGAGGAUGUCAAUGAGUGCUCGUAUAUUGAACAAUCUAUAGCUGUAUGUACAGGACAUGAAGGACUCUUGCACUCCACUUCAACAGUGUUGAUUUACUUUAAUUCCUCUGUUUUAUCCUCUCCUGAACGUUUUUUUCCAUCCCGAGUUCCUGGAAAGCUACUCUUAAUGGAUGUUUGUAUUUAGGGAGCAAUUAUGCACUUAAAAUGUGUGACAGGUGGGAGUCCAGACACAACAGCCUGCAGCGAGAGUGAGAGAAAGAGGAGGGGAAGACGAGGUAGAGUAGAGAGGCAAGGCAGACAUUGAGAAACGUGCUCACCUCGACCGGUUCCCAACUGUUUACAUGAACUAUUAUGUUCCAUCAGCCAUUGUCUCUGCGAGUGUUAAGACGUGUCCGGCUCGGAGUCGCGGCCGCACUCCUCACAAAGGAUUAUUGUUUUCCGGCCUGUCGUUAUGGCGCUGCUGUGUGUUACCUGUCAGCCCGAUGCAGCACUGUGUUGCGUCAUGGUGGCAUUUACGAAUGGCUCUGGAUCCUGAGCUGAGCCAUGGGGCGGCGCACAAUUGGCCCAGCGUCGUCCAGGGUAGGGGAGGGAAUGGCCGGCAGGGAUGUAGCUCAGUUGGUAGAACAUGGCGUUUGCAACGCCAGGGUUGUGGGUUCGAUUCCCACGGGGGGCCAGUAUGAAAAAUAAAAAAUAAUGUAUGCACUCACUAACUGUAAGUCGCUCUGGAUAAGAGCGUCUGCUAAAUGACUAAAAUGUAAAAAAUGUAAUGUCUGGGGCUUAGCGGUGAUUAGCUAGUAUUAAAAGGGCCUAAUAGGAAGCCAGGAACUGGGGUAUCCACACAAUGCCCCUUGUCUUCCACUGUUGUGCCACUGAGCACCAUGUUGUGAAUAUGGGCUAAUGUCAAGGUCUACCAAGCUCAUUCUGACUCUACUGUACUUAAAACACACACCAAAACCAUCAAAGGCCUGUUUAUAAAAGCUGAGACCAGCUAUCCUGUUAUUUUGGUGUCGUAGUCGUGUUAUAAUGCGUUUUAAUCUGUUUUAUUUCUCUCUCUAUCCAGAUGGGAAUAAGAAUAAGGGCGAGCGACGCGACCAGCAGAGGAGGCGAGACAAAGAAAACGUCCGAGGCCAUGGCCACGAGGGCAAAGAGGGUGGCAAAGAGGGUGGCAAGAAGGGUGGCAAAGAGGGAGGAAAAGAAGGAGGCAGAGAGGGUGGCAAGGCAGGCGGCAGGAGGAAAAAGGGCCAAAACCAGGCCACCACCGCCCCUAGCCUUACCCCUAGCACUGUAAUCUAG
Molecule: messenger RNA, 17866 nt
Organism: Coregonus sp. 'balchen'
Lineage: Eukaryota; Metazoa; Chordata; Actinopteri; Salmoniformes; Salmonidae
Source: the annotation of a GenBank genome assembly